This is a messenger RNA of Patella vulgata (common limpet), 2480 nucleotides long. Its product is annotated as zinc finger protein 366. The transcript is spliced from 5 exons. Gene Ontology annotation, biological process: regulation of transcription by RNA polymerase II; epidermal cell differentiation. Lineage: Eukaryota; Metazoa; Mollusca; Gastropoda; Patellidae. Gene Ontology annotation, molecular function: DNA-binding transcription factor activity, RNA polymerase II-specific; RNA polymerase II cis-regulatory region sequence-specific DNA binding. Gene Ontology annotation, cellular component: nucleus. The record is from RefSeq and is a predicted model, not a curated record. The coding region runs from base 224 to 2149 and encodes 641 amino acids.
CCAGUUAACAGUGGACAGUGGGAAUGGACCCGACACUGACAAAGAAAACCAAGAUGUAUCAUCUCAAGAUGCAGGUGUUUCGCCUUGUAAAAAGCCUAAGAAAGACAUUGAUGACGUCACAAAUACAGAUAUUAAAAUACGACAGCCCGUUAACACCAGCCUUGAAGACAGUGGGUUUCAAGAAGACAGUAAAUUAUGGUUACCAUCUAAUUUUAGUUCACCGAUGCUUGAUCGUCAAUACAGAUCGAUGUCUCCUGAUGUCUCCAUUCCAUCUUACACCGUUACAGACAUCAAGACUCCUAAACGGUGCUCGUCCGUACCAGGACCCAAUGUUAAUUCAAGUGUAAGCUUUCCCUCCUCGUAUAGGUCAACCAUUCCAAGUUUUAAUAACGGUAUCAAUCUUUCAACAAAUUCCAAAAUGCUGUAUCCCGACAUACCAGCGUCUCCCUUAUCACGAUAUACACCAAAUAUGUGCCAGACGGUCUUGGUCAGUUCCAGGAUGUCUUCUUUACCAGCUCUUGCUACAUCAAACCGCCCACAAAUUGUUCGAGCACCAUCAAGACCACACAAAUGGGAAAGUCCCGUGAUGGAAUCGGGGAAUGCCCGAGUGCAUAAUGGACAUGUCCGACGUUUUGGACCCCAGUGUCUCUCUCCUAUAAUUGCGACACAUAAGUCAACGGGGACCAUUCGUCACCCUGGUUUUAGCCCAUUACCAUAUCCAGCAGCUGUUGAAGGACGUUUGAUUCAUCACUAUACUCCUAGACCACUCGGUAAGCUCCCAUUUCCAUUCCCGUUAAAUCGUGGAGCAAGUCCAAGAAGACCAGACUUUAUACAGAUGGCAGGUACUUCUACACCAAGACUUGGGACACCAAUGCUUUCUCCGAUGUUUUCAAUUCCACCAGGCCGACCUCCUCUACCAACCACGCCAGUAGGACUACUGAAAGAGAGUCAAAUACAAACUUCUGAAUAUUUACCUUUAGACUUGACUAGAGUGCCGACAUCACGCAGGUCCCCUAGAGCAGGCUGUACACCUGAACCCACAGACCCAAGUCGGGCAUAUUAUAUAGGCAAACCAAUUCCAGCACAUGUACCGAAAGGUGUUAGUUUACGUCUUGCAGAAGAUGAGAAUAACUCACCUAAUACGAAAGCACAUUUUCCAUAUGAACAACCGUUGACAACGCACAUGCAUGAAAGAAGUCUGCAGGAAGAGAACCAGCAUACUCCUUCAAGACCCAUUCUAGUCACUGACGCACCAGUACCCGCAAGACAUUUAUCUAAGUCACCAUCAACUUUAUGUCAAAGAGACCGUUCAACGCAUCAACAAAGUGGCCCUAAAGUCGAGUCGACCGCAAGUCAUCUUACUGGUCAAGUAUCGAACAUCAACUCUCGAUCAUCCUCUCCAGUCCUCCCAGAACGACCACCAUUGCCCCCUGAAGACCCUCCUGUCAGACACUGGAAGAAAUCCCUGGUUGUGAAAUCACCCUUCCACUCCCCACCUCCAGAUGUUAAGGCGGACGAGAAUACUAGACUGGCUAGAGACACCCCUUCUCCUCCGUUACUCAACUUAUUACAGACGGCUGGUAAACUAGAUAUUGAAUUAAUCAAUGGCGGUUAUGGAAUCAAGAAUCCUUCUUUUAGUGAACUUCAUCUCAAGGAGCUGGAAAAUAUUGCUGCUGGAAAUGGUAAAGAAAACUGCAAGUUUAAGUGUCCAAUAUGUCAGAAGGAAUUUGCCCUGUUACGUCUAUUAAACCGACAUGUGAAGAAUCAUAGUGAUAUUAAACGUUAUUUGUGUACGUUUUGUGGUAAAGGUUUUAAUGAUACAUUUGAUUUGAAGAGACAUACCAGAAUUCAUACAGGUGUCAAGCCCUAUAAAUGUGAAAACUGUGGAAAAUCCUUUACACAAAGAUGUUCCUUAGAAUCUCAUGGUAAAAAGGUGCACGGAUCAGAGUUCACAUUUGCCUAUAAACAGAGACGCGGGAAAAUGUACGUCUGCGAGGACUGCGGCCACACAACCCCAGAUCCAGAACUUCAUUUUGUUCAUCUAAAGGAAAACCACCCCCAGUGUCCUGCCUUGGUGAAAUGUCAUGACAAACGUCAGUUCAAAUUCUCCGAAAGUGCGCCAUUGAAUGUAUUGAAACCGGUGAACUAAGUCAUUCUUCUAACUUUCUGUUUUCAAGUACUGUUAAUGCUAAAACCAAACAACAAUUUGGUAUGUUUAUAUACAAAAAUACUCAAAAUAUGGUUUCCUAUGUAAACCUCUUUAAAUUCAGUGAUCCAGUGAAUUAAAAUUGUUGGUGUUACUUGUAUGUUAAUGACAACAGUGCUAGUGUAUACGACACGACCAGAAUCUCAGAUAUACAUUUUUAUAAGUCAGUCAAAUUGUUUUAAAUAUGUUACUAAAAUUAGAAAAAAAUGAAGAGAUAUUAAAAAAUCAAAGGUUUUUCCGGUUUUGGAGAACAUUGUAGAUUUUAAUUUUGACA